CGCGGGCUGCAGAAAGACCGGGAGGACGUUAGCGAGGCGGAGGGAGGAGGAAGAGGCGGAGAAACGACGCCGCUGACGACGCCGAAGCGGGACAACCAGGCAGCGCCGGGCGACGACGAGGACAGCGGAGGGGAGCGCGACCCAGCCAGCGAAGCGAUGGCGUCGACGGAUUAUAGUACCUACACUCAAGCAGCUGCCCAGCAGGGCUAUACUGCAUAUGCGGCUCAGCCAACUCAAGGAUAUGCACAGACUACCCAGCAGGCCUACGGACAACAAAGCUACGGCACCUAUGGGCAACCCACGGAUGCCAACUAUACCCAGGCUCAGACCACAGCUACCUACGGGCAGACUGCGUAUGCGGGUUCUUACGGGCAGCCUCCAACUGGUGAGCAUCUCUGCCUUCGGUCGCUCUUGCGCAGGUAG
This is a messenger RNA of Thamnophis sirtalis, 423 nucleotides long. Lineage: Eukaryota; Metazoa; Chordata; Lepidosauria; Squamata; Natricidae. The record is from RefSeq and is a predicted model, not a curated record.